Molecule: messenger RNA, 594 nt
Organism: Acanthosepion pharaonis
Lineage: Eukaryota; Metazoa; Mollusca; Cephalopoda; Sepiida; Sepiidae
Source: the annotation of a GenBank genome assembly
AUGUCAUUUUAUCUAUCUAUCUAUCUAUCUAUUUAUUCUAUUGAUAUCUAUUCAUAUCUAUCUAUCUAUCUAUUAUCUAUCUAUCUAUCUAUAAAAUUUUUUCUUCAUAUCUAUCUAUCUAAGUUUCUUCGAAUCUACCUAACUUUGUUCAUAUCUAAGUUUGUUCAUAACUAUCUAUCUAUCUUUCUUCAUAUCUAUCUAAGUUUGGUCAUAUCUAUCUAUCUAUCUAUCUAUCUAUCUAUCUAUCUAUCUAUCUAUAUUUUAUUUCUAUCUAUCUAUCUUUGCAGUUUUCUAUUUUUACUGUUUUCAUAUCUAUCUAUCUAUCUAUCUAUCUAUCUAUCUAUCUAUCUAUCUAUCUAUCUAUCUAAGAUUGUUCAUAUCUGUCUAAAGGACAUCACUCAACAUCAAACCCCGGAAGGUCUUUCUUGCUUUCCAAAUGCAUUUUCUCCGGGCACCGACUACAAGUGUAGUGAAGAGGGAGAGAAAAAGAGGCAGACUUGUAUCAAUACGUUUUUGGUAGAUCCAACAUCGAAGCUAGUUACUUACGGGCAACGGACAAAUAUUUCUUCGACAGAAGUUAGUCUCGCUGAUUAG